UGAUCUGCUUUUGUGCUAAAAUGGAGGCUGGCCUCUCGCCCUGAGUGGAUCGCCUUCCUGGUUGAGGUUUAGAUGUUGACAUGCAAUAAAGCUGGAGACAGGAUGGUUGUGGAUGCACCUAAUUCCAAUGGGCCUUUUCAGCCGGUGGCUCUUAUGCACUUCAGAGAUGUGGCCCCCGCAGAGCAGGAGAAGCUCUUCAUCCAGAAGCUACGGCAGUGCUGUGUUCUUUUUGACUUCCUGUCCGACCCGCUGAGCGACCUGAAAUGGAAGGAGGUGAAGCGGGCGGCGCUCAGCGAGAUGGUGGAGUACAUCACCCACAACAGGAAUGUCAUCACAGAGCCCAUCUACCCGGAGGUGGUGCACAUGUUUGCUGUGAAUAUGUUCAGAACAUUGCCUCCAUCGUCCAACCCCACUGGAGCAGAGUUUGACCCAGAAGAAGAUGAGCCAACACUUGAAGCUGCGUGGCCACACCUCCAGCUCGUCUAUGAAUUUUUCCUUAGGUUUUUAGAAUCGCCUGACUUUCAGCCUAACGUAGCAAAGAAAUACAUUGAUCAGAAAUUUGUUAUGCAGCUCCUAGACCUAUUUGACAGCGAAGAUCCCAGAGAGAGAGACUUCCUUAAAACUACCCUCCACAGGAUCUAUGGAAAGUUUCUGGGGCUGAGAGCAUACAUCAGAAAACAGAUCAAUAACAUUUUCUAUAGGUUUAUCUACGAGACAGAGCACCAUAAUGGUAUAGCUGAACUACUGGAAAUACUUGGAAGCAUAAUCAAUGGAUUUGCCUUACCACUAAAAGAAGAGCACAAGAUUUUCCUGUUGAAGGUUUUAUUGCCUCUGCACAAAGUCAAAUCACUCAGUGUCUACCAUCCACAGCUGGCCUACUGCGUGGUGCAGUUUUUGGAAAAGGACAGCACUCUAACUGAGCCGGUGGUAAUGGCUCUUCUAAAGUACUGGCCAAAGACUCACAGUCCUAAGGAAGUGAUGUUCCUCAAUGAGCUGGAGGAGAUUCUGGAUGUCAUCGAGCCCUCUGAGUUCGUAAAGGUGCAGGAGCCUCUCUUCAGACAGCUGGCCAAGUGUGUGUCAAGCCCGCACUUCCAGGUUGCAGAGAGAGCUCUGUACUACUGGAACAACGAGUACAUCAUGAGUCUGAUUAGCGACAACGCAGCUAAGAUUCUGCCGAUUAUGUUCCCCGCUCUGUACCGCAACUCAAAGACCCACUGGAAUAAGACCAUCCACGGCCUCAUUUACAACGCUCUGAAGCUUUUCAUGGAGAUGAAUCAGAAGCUCUUUGAUGAUUGCACACAGCAGUUCAGGGCUGAGAAAAACAAAGAGAAGGCAAAGUCAAAAGAACGCGAAGAGGCUUGGAUCAAGAUCGAGAACCUCGCCAAAUCAAACCCACAGUUCUCUAUGUAUGUUGAUUCCUCUGACCUCAAUAGUCCUGUAGCAAUGGAGACGGAUGUUCCUUUGAUAGAAGAUGUUCAGAGGUUAAAAAAGACAGUUGAGGAGGGCGCGACUCAGUUGCAACAUGAGCAGCGGAAAGAGCGGCCUAUGGUGCGACGCAAAUCUGAGUUGCCUCAGGAUAUCUACACCACAAAAGCCUUGGAGUCCCACCGCAGAGCUGAAGACAUGUUGACCACCCACGAUGGACUCUAGGUCCCACGACCUACCGGCUCUUGGUUCAACUGCCCCUCCUUACUCCUUACCCUCAACAGCCAUGGACAUCCUUUUAGCCUGGUCGCCAGAAUUAAACUGGUGACCCACGUUGGGCUCUCCAUCCCUCUUCCCACCAUCAGUUUACCCAGAAUCCUUAGUUCUUCUCCAUUCCUGCUGCCCUGACCCUAUCAUCAGUGCAGCACACUGGGCUUAUGACUAGUGCACAAGCCCUGUAUUCACCUCCCUCAGAUUUCUGCUUUCUCAGGUUAAAUUUUUUUUUUAAUUAUUAUUUUAAGAGGGGCGGGAGUGUGUUUGUGUGUCUUUUAGCCUUCGCCACAUUAAAUGUGCUCUCCCAUUAUUUUUGCAUCAGUUCCUCCCACCCUCCUUUAUCCCUCCAUCCCCACGUGCGCUCACUGUAAAUGUGGAACCCGGGACUAAGGACGCCACAGCGCUGGUUCCUUCAUUCCUUCUUGCAUACAUGUUCACAAAGGAUUGGGACAUGGAAACAUAGGAACUGACUGACUCACUCACUGUCUAAGGAUCCUCUUUUGGUCUCUGCUUGGUUUUCUUUUCUGUCAAAGGGAACAAAAACAGAACCUGUUGGUCAAAUGAAAGACAAGACUUUCCUGUCAUCUGUUGUAUGUAUUUUUUUCCCCCUUUUUUUUUUUCAGGCUCAAUCUAACAGACAUCUUGUCGGUGCCAAGUGUUCUUCUAUGUUUAUUUUGGUUCAUGGGUAUGUAUCUGUGACUUUAACAGGGACACUUGCCUUUGUUUUUGGUCACUGGUGUUUGAAAGAUUUAUUGUUGUUGUUUUUUUUUCAGUUUAGCACACUUAAGACCAAACUGAGGCCUGUCCUUAGCCUUGCAAUGUCCAGGAAGACAGCGAAGGAAAGGGAAAGUUGUCCUGUGGACAUCUGUCACUUUCCGUUUUAUUGUUUUGUGCCAUAUGCCGCUCUUUUAUAUGCUUGCUUCCUUACGUUCACUGGCAAUAUUUGAAAAGCAGACCAUAGUGAUGCCUAGAAAGUUCAAACAAUGGUACUUACUAUAUUUGAGUUUUGUAGAUGAUGGACUCAGUUGCACAUAACAGCUGCAUAUUGAAUAGAGAGGACAGCACAGAUGUGGGAUGUUCAAGCUUAGUGGUGGGUUAUAUUUAAAUAUAUAUAUAUAUAUAUAUAUAUAUACUGUAUGUACACAGUAUAGUGUAUAAUGAAUAUCUUUGUAAAGGAAAUAUAAUCAGAGAUCAUUUUUUUUUAUUAUAUUGAAUGGAAGAGACAGAUCUGUACUGUCACACAGCUCCAUUCACUGUCAGGUUUUAGAAGCCGUUUCAAAGUUAGGACUUUCAUUCUCUGUUGCUUUUUUCAAGAGCAUGAAGGUGGUAUUGUCUGAUUUUUAAAUCAUAAUUAAUUUAUUAUUAAACAUAAGCUAGUUAGUAGCUAUUAAUGACAAAUGAUAUCAAAUGAUUAAUGCACAAAAUUACUUGAUGAGAACUGCCAAAACCAAAAAUCACUUCCUCAAAAUUUAAAGGUGUUGCUACUGUUCCUGAUUUCAGUUGUCUGGUUUGCAGAUUGUGUGUGUUAUAUCCUUCUCAGUGAGGAAGUUCCUGAUUAGGUUAGAAAAAUAUCUUGCAGUCAGUACCAUUGUUUAAACUGAGGAGGUCUGCUAGAGUUCUUCAUAUUUGAUGUGCUGUAUUUCUUUGUCUUGUCCCUGGAGGUUAGUAGCGUGGAUGUCAGGUUUUGGAGGUUUUUUUUUGUCCCUGGCCAUUCAGACGCUAUAAACAGACUGGUAUCAAAUGGCCACAAAAAUGCCAGAUGCUGAAAAUAAACUGACAUUGUUACUUGGCUUGUUCAUUGUAUUAAUACUGUAUUUGCUUGAAUGCAAAAAGAUGUAAAUUAAAACUACCAUGUUAAACAUGUACCUUUUACCCUGGAGGAAUGCCAUUCACCAAACUGAUUUAUUUCUGUUGUUGAGGUCAUUGCAUUUAGAAAACAGUCCUGCUUGUUUGGAGAGAUGUUUUAUGGAUUUUAUGAGUUUGAGUCUGAGCUUUUAGAGGUUUAUUUUAGUGCUGAUAAACAAGUCGUCCACAAUAAUGAAAGAUGAUUUAAAAAAAUUAUUCGGUGACUUGUUCUCAUUCUGCAGGAUCUUUGCAGAUCUUUUCAUUUUAACAUAUUAUUUCCAAAACAUAACUUAAAGUGUCCUUUUGUAUGUGACCUGUACUAUAUGAUUCAUUUAAUAUUGUAUAUAUGAUUUACCUUGUUUCAUGUAGUGUUAUAUAUCUAGAUUAAUUUUGUACAAAUUGUCCCUCCUGUACAGAAUAAAACAUCAAUAGCAAGUGAAAGAAAGUCGAUCUGGCACAUACCGUCUUAUUUUCCCUUUUUGUGUUGGUCUUCUUGCAACACAAGGAUUUAGACGAUUCUUAUUUUUAAUGUUGAAAUCUGUAAAGUUUCCUCCCUCCUCUAAAUAACUGACAAAUGUUCAUGCCUGUUGUGUGCUCCUGUCGCUGUAUUUAGUGGUGUACA
Messenger RNA from Scomber scombrus (Atlantic mackerel), 4165 nucleotides. It is a transcript of the gene ppp2r5ca, whose product is annotated as protein phosphatase 2, regulatory subunit B', gamma a. The record is from RefSeq and is a predicted model, not a curated record. Gene Ontology annotation, biological process: signal transduction; protein dephosphorylation. Gene Ontology annotation, molecular function: protein phosphatase activator activity. The transcript has 14 exons. Bases 73 to 1650 code for a protein of 525 amino acids. NCBI's taxonomy places the organism in Eukaryota, Metazoa, Chordata, Actinopteri, Scombriformes, Scombridae. Gene Ontology annotation, cellular component: cytosol; nucleus; protein phosphatase type 2A complex.